Salvelinus fontinalis (brook trout) is the source of this 4271-nucleotide messenger RNA. RefSeq names its product V-type proton ATPase subunit S1-like. The transcript has 6 exons. Lineage: Eukaryota; Metazoa; Chordata; Actinopteri; Salmoniformes; Salmonidae. The record is from RefSeq and is a predicted model, not a curated record. Gene Ontology annotation, cellular component: proton-transporting V-type ATPase complex. The coding region runs from base 40 to 1131 and encodes 363 amino acids.
GCUUCCGAGGCUGUCUGUCAGUGAGCUCAGCGGCUGACGAUGCAGGGAGAGCAGAUUAUGAAGGGGAGCUCACCAGCUCUCAUUGUCUCAAUGGCUGCACACGUAUUCCUCUUCUCUGCCUUGCUGUCCGCCCUCAGCCAGCCCACCCUGUCCUUAGAUCAAGUGCCUCCACUCCUGGAGAGAAGCACAGAAGAGGACUACGUCACAGAGGUCCCAUACCCAGCUGUGAGAAUCAGAGCGGGUGGUCUUGAUGGAAUGAGCUUGGAGACUCAGGGUUACGUGCCCACUAAAGAAGCCCCACUCAGAAGAUUACUGAAGCUGCAUGGCUGGCACCACCUCAACCAGCAUGGCCAUGGCAAGGGCAAGAGAAAGCUGCUCCAGUCCCCCAUCCACGGGCCCUACUCUCCCCUGAGCGUGGCCUACAAUGGCAAGACCUGCAUCCUUUUCAAGGCCAAGCGCCUGGCCAUCCGCUACCAGAACCACACAUUCGUAGACCUGACGGAGAAGACCUUUGGACCCAACGCCCCUGUGGACACCAAGGGUUCCAUCUGCACCAAGGAGAAGGCUACGCUCUCGCUACAGUUUGGAGAUGUGGAGGAUCUCAGGGGACUUGUUCUCAGGCUGCAGAUGUCCAACAUUUUCUACGAGUCAGCAGGGCAGAACUGGUUCACCUUAGACAGCGUCCACAUCCACUACAAUUGGACCCAUGAAGCUACGUUCAACGCCAGUGAGGUGUACGCCCCCGCCACCUCCUCCUACCACUGCCAGCAUGUCAGCAGUCAGCACAAAUAUGACACCCUUCUGGUGCCCAGCUCACACACCGACACCUCAGCUAACUGGCACAUCACUUUCACUGACUUCCAGAUCCAGGCGUUCAACGUCAUGUCUGACAAGUUUGCGUCUGCCAGCGACUGUGCCAACUUCCUGACCCCGGCCAUCCUGAUGGGCUUGGUGACCUCUCUGAUCCUGCUGUUGGUCCUGGCCUACGCUCUGCACAUGGUGGUCCACCUCAAACACAUUGACCGCUACGAGGAACACAAAGCUAUGGUGUACUUCCCACGCAGGCUGAGCAAAGCUCUAGAGUGCAGAGACUCACAGCCGUGCGAGUUACCUGACAAGAACUGCCUGUGAGAGAUGGAGGAAGAAAGAGAUAGAAGAUGAAGAGGGGGGAUGCUGCCAAAUGCAAGAGUGAGAAAGUAUCACCCACACGGUUUUCCACGCUUCCAAAUGUUUGUUUACUAGUGACAACUAUUUUGACCUGUUGGCUUUUAUCAUUUCUCCAUAUGUAAGAUCAACACAUUUGACAUGUUAUCACUUCUAAGCUAUCACAUUUUUUGGAGCAUUAAAACAGUUUUUUACCACUUCAUUUUUUUUUUAUUGACCUGAACACACAUUAAUAUCCUACGUAAAGGUUAUUAGAUGUUAAACCCUCUUGACGGUGGGGUUAGAGGUCAGGAAGAGACCAGGGGCCCAGGAUGGCUACAGUGUCCCCAGGCUUUCACUUGCGCACCUGAUUCAACAGUUAACGACUGCAGCUAACCCUGCCAUUGUCCAAGCCUGCUAAGCGGCCUUCACUAUUUGGCAUAACUAGACUUUGGUGUGUUGAGUCCCCACUCUCCAUCGCUAGCCUUGACACAUUGCCAAAUUCACUAUCUCAUCUUCAAUACCAGCACGAGGAAUCUUUUGAAGUUGAAUUAGAUGGUUUAGCACAGUAUUUCUAAAGUGGUGUGUGUGAGGAUCCACUGGUAGAUCACUGACAAAUCUUACUGGGUUAAGAUAGUACUUGAGCUGGAAACUUGUUUGGAAUAACUUGAGGGUAUCUCAAGAAUUCUAAAGGGCUUUGGUGGGUCAUGGAACAAAACCAUUUGGGAACCACUGGUCUGGCACCUGGCUUGUGUGAACUGAAUUGGUCACUGUGGACCACUGAACCUCUGGGGCGUAGACUUUUGGGACUUACUGUGAAACGGCCUUGAACGGACCAGCAGCCAGUCUGACGGGUUCGCCUUGCAGGCACUAAAGACAAAACAUUGAAAUACGCUGCACAAGACUGCCCUUCUGAAGUGAAGCUAAAAGAUGUGCCGUUACACAUGGUGAAGGACAGACUGUGACAAUGUGAAGAGGAGUACAGUUUCAAUGUAUAAAACAAAAACAAAAAAACACUCAAAUGUACAGAUGUCUCUCAGCUGUAUUUUUUUUUACAGUUUAAUCAAUACAUCCUAUUAUGUACAGGAAGGCUAUUCUACUCCUCAUAAUCACAAAGAUAUACAGUUCUGGUCUGUAUAUGAUUAUAGCUGUUUACUAUUUUCAGAUAGAGCACACUUGCUUAUGUACCAGUUAAACAUUGCGCUAUGAGGAUGAAUGAAUGUGUCAAUACAUAUGAGUUGUUUUCUACAGUAUUACCAUAUUACACUGUCUGUCUUAUAUUUGUCUGGGCCCGUCAUGACGCUCUAGAAAUACAGUCCAGUUUAAAGGUAGACUCAGCAAUACAGCAGUACUCACACAACUAUUUCAUGUUUCUAAAUGAUUUCUUUAUUCAGACAAAGGGUACUGCUAUGGGAUCCCCCAUGGCUCCUAACUAUGCUAAUUUGUAUGUGGGUUACAUGGAGAAACAGUCUAUUUUCGAUCCUCUCAAAAAUGUUUUCUUGCCUAAAAUUAUUUGGAAACGGUAUAUUGAUGAUAUUUUUGUUCUAUGGAGAGGUGAUCCAAAACAGCUCCAGGCGUUCCUUGCUUUUCUUAACUCCUGUUCUGAACAUCUGAGAUUUACUAUGCAAUCUGAUACACGUCAAAUUAGUUUUCUUGAUCUUCUGAUCUUGUGUGAAAAUAAUGUUCUAUACACUGAUCUUUACAGGAAACCUAGUGAUCGUAACAGUUUGUUGAGGGCUGACAGUUGUCACCCACUUCCCUUGAAAAAUAGUUUGCCCUACAGCCAAUUCUGUCGAAUCAAAGGGAUUUGCAGAAAACAAUCAGAUUUCGACAGAAAUAUGGCUGAGACGCAAAGAAAGUUCAAGGAGAGGGGGUACAAAAAUGAUCCGACUAAUAUUCAAAACAAACCGAGACGUGACCUUUUUCAAGGACAGUCUCGCAAAAAGACGCAUUCUUGCAUUCUAACUACCCGCCAUUCAAAGCGCUGUGCUCAAUGCAAUGGCACUUAUAAAUGCAGAUCCUUCAAACACCCACAAACAGGGAAAUCGAUCCCAAUCAAAGGUGUUAUUUCGUGCUCCACUAAGGCAGUUAUUUAUCUUAUAACUUGUCCUUGUGGUAAAAAUUAUGUGGGUAAAACAAAGCGCAAAUUAAAAUUACGUAUCUCAGAGAAUCAUAGCACCAUUAGGUGCAAAAACUUGACUUACCCAGUUGCCUCACUUUUUGGAGGCAGGCCAUUCGAUUUCGUCGUUUUUUUUGGCAUCGAACAUGUCACCCUCCCUAGGAGAGGGGGUGACCUUGAUAAUUUAUUGUUAAAACGAGAGGCUGCCUGGAUCUUUAACUUAAAGACCCUUGCUCCCUUCGGUCUCAACGUAGACUUUGAUCUGAAGCCAUUCUUGUGAUUAUUGUGACUUUGCCAUUGUAAUUGUUUGUAAGCUUGUGUAGUCUAAAAUGAAUCUAUGAUCGUAUGCUAUCCAUUUGUUUUUUGUAUGCUGCUCUUUGUAUGCCAUUUUAAUAUUUGAGAAUUAACCAAUGAUAUUAGGCCACUCUUGGCCAUGAUUACAGACACCUGUGUGUCUUUUGACACUAUAUAAACGAGUCACCCCUCAGUGUUUGAUUAUACCCUGAUGAAGACAGCUUGGCUGUCAAAACGUUGGACAUUACAUUUUUGCAUCUGAGCUCCUAGAGUGUGCGGCUCUCCUUUAUUUUUAAGUUUUCUACUCCGCUAGCCAGCACCUCGCCUAAAUAGGUGUGCGUUUCUUUUUCUUCUAGACUCAGCAAUAGCAUAAUCAUCUACAGCAGGGCAGCUUCCUGCUUCACAGGCAACAACGUAAGCCUACAAGAAAGUGUGUGCCCUCAGGACUGGAGGGAAGCAAAAUUAAUUCUGCUUCCCAAGAUCAGCAAAGCACCCUUUACUGGAUCAAACAAUUUACCAAUCAGCCUGUUACCAACCCAUAAAAACAACUUUUGUAAAAAACUGUGUUUGACCAGACAAAAUGCUCAUUCACAGUAACAAAUUAAUUAACAGAGUUUCGGCACACUUAUAGGAAAGGUUAAUUCAGCGUGUGUGGAUCUUACACAAAUGACUGAUGAUUGGAUGAGAGAAAUGUACAAUAACAUUUUUUGUGGGA